Messenger RNA from Helianthus annuus (common sunflower), 663 nucleotides. Its product is annotated as general transcription factor IIF subunit 1-like. Lineage: Eukaryota; Viridiplantae; Streptophyta; Magnoliopsida; Asterales; Asteraceae. The record is from RefSeq and is a predicted model, not a curated record. Bases 1 to 663 code for a protein of 220 amino acids. The transcript has a single exon.
AUGGAAGAGAAGAGUUAUGCUGAUGAGUUGAAAACUCUUGCAAGCUUCAAAGAAACAAGAAAUGAGUGGUUUCUAAAGGAAGAGAAGAAAAAGAGGAGCAGAAAAGCAACUCCUAAAGUUCAAGUAGAGGAGGGCUCAUCUUCUCAACCAAAGAAAAAGCGUCAAAAGAAGAAUGUUGAAACUAUACUUAUUGAUGAAUCAGAUAAAGAAGAUGAAGCUGAAGCUGAAGUUGAAGCUAAUGUUGAAGGAGAUGUUCAUUUGUCUCCUGAAUCUGCAAAGUUUUUGAAAUCUCUUAAUAAAUAUAAUGUUGAAAAAGAAAAAGCAGCUAGUGAUGAAGAAGGUGACGAUGUAGACAAAAGUUCAUCAAGCUCAUCUGAAGAAGAAAUUGAUGAAACUGAACGUACAGCAAGAAUUAGAGCUGAGAUUGAAAAAGAGACACAAUUAAAGAGAAAGAGGAGAGAGGAUAAAGAUGAUGAAUUAUACAAUCCAUCUCCUAAGCAGGUUAUAGAAUCUCAGACACCUCCAUCUUCAGGUGGCAGAAAGAAAACAAGUGCAAGAAAGCGAGUUGUUACUCCAAAGGCAGCAAAAAGAUUAAGAGUGUUGUUAAAAAAGAAACCAAUCCAAGAACCUAGUAAACCACCUACACCACCACCUGAGCCAUAA